Molecule: messenger RNA, 1317 nt
Organism: Leishmania major strain Friedlin
Lineage: Eukaryota; Euglenozoa; Kinetoplastea; Trypanosomatida; Trypanosomatidae
Exons: 1
Coding region: 1-1317 (438 amino acids)
Source: RefSeq, a predicted model, not a curated record
AUGGCGCAUCCGUCGCAGCGGCGGUGUAGCGGUGGCCGUCACCGUGCUACUGUGAUGUGCGCCCUCCUAGCUGUCAUUUUUGUUCUGGGGGAUCUCUACGAUGCCUCCGCACGUGCUCAAGAGCAAGUGCGUGGACUUGCAGAACUUGAGCGCGGCUCCCUUCGACAAGCAGCCGAAAGCCUUGGCCGCGGAUACAAUCUCUACAAAGCCGUGGACAAGGACGGAAUCUUAGACAGCGAAGGUUCACAGAGUCGCUCUGACGAGGAGGCCAUAAACACGGAAACCGCUGCUUCGAGUGGUGCGGCAUCCUCCAUCUCGAAGGCGGAAGACAAUCCGUCUAUCGAGAGUGAUUUGUCGUCCUCUGCAGCUACGACUGACGCCGGCACGGCGGAGUGGAGCACCAGUUUCCAUUCCGAGUCUGUCAGCGCCAGCCAAAACCCUGGCUCGUCGUCUUCUGCAAGGAGCAGCUAUCCCUUCACCACGUCUUCUUCCUCUGAAACAAACAAAGCGGAUCAACCAGGAGAUGGGUCCCCCAGCACCACUCUGACGAACACUACCACAACGGCAACCACGGAGACACCAACAGCGAAGCGUCCGGCGGAUGAUCAUGGUAGGGGCACUGCAGUGGUUUUAUUUUUCUUCAUUCUCUUGAUUGCAGGCCUCAUCAUGUACGGUGCGCGGCUUUGCCCAAGCGCGUGCCCGUUCGUUACCCAAAAUGGCGGCGACCGUUGUAGCGGACCGCACUCGUUCAUCCAGCAGCAACACCCACGCUAUACCACGCUACGCGGCGACGACAAUGCCUACCGUAGGAUGGAGCGGAGCAGCGCGGUUGCCGGGGCCGCAGCCGGCGGCCGAAAACCGAGACGCUUCUACCAGCCGCAACGCGGCGGCGGUGACAGCGAAGGCCAGUGUGACAUCUUCGUCGAACUGAAAGACAAACCCACCAAGGCGGUACGAAGCGCCGGCGCACGCCUCAGCGAUGACGCCACGGAUUCUUUUAGCCUUAUGGUAGACAACAACCCAGCAGCAGAGAAUGGACUCAUUGGUUCUUUGGCUUCCUCGGCCGGGCCAGUGACUGUGCAAGUCCCCACGCAGUCCAAGAGCUCGCUGAUGUCACUGCGGAAGGGCAAGCUGGGCCUCGUGUCGACUACUCCGGCGGCCUCUUUUUCCUCGGGUUCGACGACAGAAAUGACGGGCUCAAACGCAAGAAGCCCGCUUUACCGCCCCACUGCAGACACACGCUCCGGCCAUGCCGAAGCUGUCGCUAUGCCGCCGACCACAACGCAGCCACGCGUUGAGGACGAUUGGGAGUGGUAA